AUGUAUAUACGCUUCUCCCGCUUCUUCCCGUCCUUCAAGCCCUUAUCGGACUCGAACUCGAAGGAUAUAUCCUCACCCUCGACAUUGUCCCCAUCGUCACCCUCGAUCCCAGACUCCAACUUGAUCUCGUCCACACGAACCCGAAUUCCAUUCCUCUCUCACCUCCAAUCCAAACAACAGCAGAAACAAGUCCGCUGGGGCCCAAUCACCGAAAUCCCCCCAAUCAAACCAGAACCAGAGGCACGUCCACAUCCACUCCGAGGAAACCCCCUCCCCCAACUCAAAUCCAAACCCAAGCACAGCAAUGCCAAACCAAUCCGCAGACCCCCGACCCCAUUGGACCAAGAAAUGUUCCACAGAAACCUCUGGGAGAUGAUCCACCAAGCCGAAGCAAAGGUAAAGCUCAACUACGAGUAUCUGAAUCUCUCCGGUGAGAGUGAGCGUGAUGAUCGUGUCCUCGAUGCGUGGUUCAGGGUUGAGGAGCAGGCGAUGCAUAAAGGGGUGAACAGGGUUGCUAGGACUCCGGUUCAGGCGCUGGUGCAGGCGCAGGCAAGGCCGAAGAUUGCGAAGAGGAAAAAGAAGACGAAGAGAGUCAAGGUUUGUUUGGCGAGGGGAGUGUUGGAAUCCGAGAAGGAGGGAGGACUUUUUGGUGAGGCUGAGGUGUCUUUGAAGGGUAUGGAGAUGGGCCAAGGUGCUGAGAAGGCUAUGGAUGGCUGA
Messenger RNA from Aspergillus glaucus CBS 516.65, 717 nucleotides. RefSeq lists its product as uncharacterized. Bases 1 to 717 code for a protein of 238 amino acids. NCBI's taxonomy places the organism in Eukaryota, Fungi, Ascomycota, Eurotiomycetes, Eurotiales, Aspergillaceae. The record is from RefSeq and is a predicted model, not a curated record. The transcript has a single exon.